CCUAGUGCAGAACCCCUAGUGCCGAACUCCCCAGUGCCGAACCCCCAGCGCCCCCGCCCCCCAGGCCGUGACCCAGCGGCGGGCCCUUUAAGACAGCAACGAGUUCCGCCCACCGCUUCGCUGAUGAGCGUCCUCACCACCCAAUGGCGUCAGCGCGGUGGGCGGUGCGGAGCCAAUAGGAGCGGCGGGGCGGGGCCGGCGGCCGCGGGUUCGCGGGCCAGGUUGCUCCGCCGCGAUGGCCUCCAGCGGGGAGGAGCCCAGGAGCGGCUCCCCUUGCCGGGCAGGCACCGGCACCCAGCCGCCACCCACGGCCGACGGCGCCCAGCUGGACGCGGCCGAGGACUUCGAGGUCCUGGAGGAGGAGGAGGAUGAGGAUCUGAGCGAGCUGCCGCCGCUGGAGGCCGUGGGCCAGCCACCGGCCCCGCCGCGGGGGGACACCCACCCCCCGGGCACUGGGGAAGCGGCUGAGGACCCCCAGGAGUGGCUGGAUGUUCUGGGCAGCGGCUUGCUCAAGAAGAAGACGCUGGUGCCGGGCCAGGGGGUGGACACGCGUCCCCACAAGGGCCAGGACGUGACUGUCCGCCUGAGGGCCGCGCUGGAGGAUGGCACUGUGGUGGAGGAGAACCCUGCCCUCACCUUCACGCUGGGGGACUGCGAUGUCUUGCAGGCUUUGGACCUGUGUGUGCAGCUCCUGGAAAUGGGGGAGACUGCUUUGAUCGUGUCAGAUGCAAAGUACUGCUAUGGCGCUCAGGGCAGGAGCCCUGACAUCCCUCCCAACGCAGCCCUCACCCUGGAGGUGGAGUUGCUGGCUGCUCGGGACACACCGGACCUGGAGCUGCUCAGCGGGAAGGAGAAGAUAGAGCUGGCCAACCGUAAGCGGGAGCGUGGCAACUUCUUCUACCAGCAGGCAGAUUAUGUGCUGGCCAUCAACUCCUAUGACAUCGCUCUCAAGAUCAUCAGCUCCAGCUCGAAAGUUGAUUUCAGCCCAGACGAGGAAGCUGAGCUGCUGGAUGUGAAAGUGAAAUGUCUCAACAACCUGGCAGCCUCUCAGCUUAAAUUGGACCAUUAUGAAGCAGCCCUGAAAUCCUGUAACCUCGUCCUGGAGCACCAGCCAGGGAACAUCAAGGCGCUCUUCCGAAAGGGCAAGGUCCUGGCUCAGCAGGGCGAGUAUAGAGAGGCCAUCCCCAUCUUAAAGGCAGCGUUGAAGCUGGAGCCUUCAAACAAGACCAUCCAUGCUGAGCUCUCCAAGCUGGUGAAGAAGCACGCGGACCAGAAGAACGUGGAGACAGAGAUGUACAGGAAGAUGCUCGGGAGUCCCAGCGCUGCUGGCACCCCGGGGAAGUGCAAAGACAAGCUGCCCUGGUCCAUCCCCUGGAAGUGGCUCUUCGGUGCAACAGCCAUUGCACUCGGUGGCGUGGCCUUGUCUGUGGUCAUCGCGGCGAGGAACUAAGGAUGGCGGCAGGGUGGCCCCAUGGCACUGGACCUGUGCCAGGAUGUGUCUCUCUUCUGCCAAGGGGCUUCCCUGGGGCUCCGCUGACCCCUUCCCGUGGACUUGCAGUUGCAGAAAUGUUGAUGCUUUCUCUGCUGGAGGUGCUGGAUCCCCCUCCCAAUGUCCCCCCGCAUCCCUCCUGGCGCAGGCAGGGCACAGCUGUGGGGAUGGAGCCGCAGGCAGAGCAGAGACCCCUGAGCACCCUCCCAGCAAUCAGGGGCUCAGCCCCCAGCCCCAACUGUGUCAGGGGGAGCAGGAGCUCCUGCACACUGGUAUGCUGUGGCUGUCCCUGGCCCGGUGAGCCCUGGCGGAUGCCGUGAUCUUGGCAAGACGGGCAGGGGGAGGCACGUGGAAGGAAGCCACGUGGGAAUGAGUGGGUACAGUGGUUUCUGCGGCUAGGCCCAGCUGCGGGAAGUGGUGCGGAUGUGCCCGGGGGGCACGUGCAGUGAGACUCAGUGUGUCCUGGGGGGCUGCCAGCUGCUCAGCCCCCCUGCAGGCACCCACUCCCCUCCUCAGCACUUCCCUGGAGCGUGCAAUGUCUAAAGGAAUCCAAAGAAACCUGCGGCGGGAGGCAUGUGGGAGGGGAGCACUGGAGACCUUCUCUCCAGGCUGUAUCAUGUAGGUCCAAGCUCUUGGGGCUCCCUCUUUGCCCUUCAGCUCUCUCCGGCCUGGGGCCACCCCCAGGGCCUGCCGUUGCCCCAGUCUCAGCUCUGCUCCUGGCGGGGGCGUGUAGCGCUCUCCUCCCAUGACAAACUGACUGUGAACUUCCCAAAUAAAGGACAAUUCCUUCA
Falco peregrinus (peregrine falcon) is the source of this 2280-nucleotide messenger RNA. It is a transcript of the gene FKBP8, whose product is annotated as FKBP prolyl isomerase 8. Bases 236 to 1450 code for a protein of 404 amino acids. The transcript has 9 exons. NCBI's taxonomy places the organism in Eukaryota, Metazoa, Chordata, Aves, Falconiformes, Falconidae. Gene Ontology annotation, molecular function: protein binding; peptidyl-prolyl cis-trans isomerase activity. The record is from RefSeq and is a predicted model, not a curated record.